Messenger RNA from Limulus polyphemus (Atlantic horseshoe crab), 3290 nucleotides. Its product is annotated as cyclic AMP-dependent transcription factor ATF-4-like. Gene Ontology annotation, biological process: regulation of transcription by RNA polymerase II. Gene Ontology annotation, molecular function: DNA-binding transcription activator activity, RNA polymerase II-specific; RNA polymerase II transcription regulatory region sequence-specific DNA binding. The record is from RefSeq and is a predicted model, not a curated record. The transcript has 4 exons. The coding region runs from base 962 to 1912 and encodes 316 amino acids. Lineage: Eukaryota; Metazoa; Arthropoda; Merostomata; Xiphosura; Limulidae. Gene Ontology annotation, cellular component: nucleus.
UAGGCGUUCACGUGAGCGGACUGUUUUAUCUAGAGCACAGAACUUAGGCCUAAAGCCACCAAGCGGUAUUUAAAACCACGCCGUUUUGAAGUUAGCUUGUUAUUCCUAUAUUUUGUGUUGCCGAAUUGCUCUACCGUAUUUAAGGUCGUCUUUUCUACAUUAUGAAAGAAUUCGACCACUAUCAUCACCAUUGAAAGAUUUUUCUUUCACACAGUUUACAUGUAUAGCAAACGCACCGAUCGGUUUUUUUCUCCCUCUUUUAGGAUCAGGCUGGAGAAACAGCUAAUGAAACCUAUCUUAUUAGUGGACUUAAAACAAAGUACUUACUUUCCGUGUUGGCAACAAAAAGAAACAAAUUUUGCUCAAGAUCUUUCUCCUUUAGAAUGAUAAAUGGAACAUAAGAGUUACCGCGAAAUCAAACAACGAGAUGGAGCCACAUGUUCAUCUUCACGAUGACGAGUUUAUUAGAACCGAUUUUGUUGCUCAAAUCACUGCAUGACCAGUAUUUUACAGUUCAAAAAUAACCCGAAACUGGUCAAAACUCCCCAAAAAUUGCCAGCUACCUAUCUUGCUACAAAGCUAUUUUGUGUCAGGUGUUUGGAUAUCCUAGCUGUAAAGCACUAAUGUUACACAAGGAGAUCUACAGUCCCGGCUUCAAUCUUGAAGUUUUGUUGGCGGAGGCCCUCAAUCCUAAGUCGUUGAAGACUGGUCAGAUCCAGCCAGGAAAUGGCUCGGAAAACGCCACUACCCACAUGGAGAACAAUACAGCGUAUGUUACUGGACUAGAGGGAAAGCAAUCAGUCAACAUCAUCACCCACCGCCAACACUUGGACUAUUUUUUUACCUACAAAAAGUUGGAGUGGCCGUCACAUUAUAACGCACUCACGGCUGAAAGGACGAGUAUGUUCGAUGACAGCAUUCGAGCCCGCGUCUCACAGGAGGGCUACAGUCCCCGUGCUGGAUGAACGCUGACUUAGACUUAUCGGUGCUGGAAGACCUAGAGAUCCCUAUGUUACUUUCCACCCCUGACCCCACCACGGUCUACCCUGGAGCAUCCGACAUGAACAUACAGCCGACUCAAGACUUUUCGUGUAUCAAACCCACAAUAGAUGAGUUUGGUUUACUGGAAGAAACCCCUCCCGACUCUCUGGAUGGUCAAGUUUCGGAGAUUUAUCAAAAGAAGCUAUUCACACAAGAACCAUAUCAUUUGGAUACCUAUGGAAACUUCAUAACUCUUCCAUCUUCAGCAUCUUCUUCUCCAUGGAAUUCUUCAUCGUUGUGUUCUUCUGGUACAUCAUCUCCAUCGCCUUCUGAUAUACAACCAAAUAUUCUUUCAAUUUCCCAGUUCAGCUAUAAUCACGGGCCUAAGCCUAACGCUAACGAAAUAUUAAAAGCUAUUCUUCCUCAAGAAACAUACAAUUACGAAGAAUAUAACCUGAAUGUGAGUGACAGCAGUCAACUACUAGGAUGCAUCCAGAAUCCGUCCAUAAAUACAGGAUCAUUCUUCGGAUGCCCCGGAAUCAAUGUUUCUGGAGGAAAUAUAUAUCCGGGGACCAAUACUUCAUCUUCUGUUGUCAACUUCAACCCGCCCUCUAUUACUCAACGAAGGCGCGCCAAAAAUAAACACAAGCAGCGUGAAGAGAUAAAUAAAACUACUCUCAAUGACAGCGUCAAUAAAUACCGAAAAAAGCUGCAGAACAAGGAAGCUGCAGUUCGUUAUCGAAUCAAAAAACGAGAAGAAGCACAGUGGAUGCAAGACGAAGAAAAUGUGUUAAUAAGGAAGAACAUUGUGCUUAAGGACAAGGUACAGAAACUAGAGAACGAGAUAUCUUAUUUAAAGAGUCUUACAAAGGAAAUCGUGAGAGUAAAGGGUGUGCUUCUCGAACCUCGAGACCAUCCUUCAUGCUCUUAAGCAUCUCGAACGUAACUUGAAUAAACUUCCACAGCUUUUAAAGUGACUUGUUUGCCGAUUCAUCAUAGAAGUCAUGUGUUCGUUAGCACUGUAAUGUGCUCCUAAAAGAUAAAUAAUAUAAAAAAGGCACUGCACGUGUACUGAUUAUUCCAUUUAAAAGUGUGCCUUGCUUAGAUUGUAUUGGUCGUUUUGACUACAUUGAUAUGAAAAUAUAAAUGUUAGAACAUUUACAUCCUUAAAAAUGUCAAUUAGCUCUCACUUUGGAUCCCUAGAAACUUUAAACAAAGCCUGCAUUCGUAGCCACGAAAAAUUAUGCAUAUUGGCUAAAUACUUUGUUCCUCCUUGCUAAAUCUUCGUGUGUUUUUUGUUGUUGUUUUUAUUAUUAAUCUUGGACAUCAAAAUAUCAGUUGAGAAAAACAGUUGUGGAACAAGAAGUUAUUGUUUCGUGUGUAGUGAAUAAAACCUGUCAGAGUUAUGAAACAAGGAAAAGUUAUUGUCAUGUAUAGUGUAUGAAACCUGUGUUACAGUUGUGGAACAAGGAAAAGUUAUUGUGUCAUGUGUAGUGUAUUAAACCUAUGUUACAGUUGUGUAACAAGGAAACGUUACUCUGUCAUGUGUAGUGUAGGUAAUUUGUGUUACAGUUGUGGAACAGGGAAAAGUUAGUGUCUUGUGUAGUGUAUGCAAUUUGUGUCACAGUUGUGGAACAAGGAAAUGUUAUUGUGGCAUGUGUAGUGUAUACAAUUUGUGUUACAGUUGUGGAACAAGGAAAUGUUAUUGUGUCAUGUGUAGUGUAUUAAACCUGUGUUACAGUUGUGGAACAAGGAAACGUUACUGUGUCAUGUGUAGUGUAGGCAAUUUGUGUUACAGUUAUGGAACAAGGAAAUGUUAUUGUGUCAUGUGUAGUGUAUUAAACCUGUGUUGCAGUUGUGGAACAAAGAAAAGUUAUUGUGUCAUGUGUAGUGUAUGAAACCUGUGUUAAAGUUGUGGAACAGGGAAACGUUAGUGUCAUGUGUAGUGUAUGCAAUUUGUGUCACAGUUGUGGAACAGGGAAAAGUUACUGUGUCAUGUGUAGUGUAUGCAAUUUGUGUCACAGUUGUGGAACAAGGAAAAGUUAUUGUGUAUGAAGCCUGUGUUACAGUUGUGGAAUAAGGAAAUAUUAUUGUCAUGUGUAGUGUAUGAAGCCUGUGUUACAGUUGUGGAACAAGGAAACGUUACUGUGCCAUGUGUAGUGUAUAAAGCCUGUGUCAUUGAUGUGUUGUCGUAUAAACUACUAAACAGGUCUUAUUCCAAGCAUUACAGUUUUUCCAGAUAACGGUACUAUUAUAUAUAUAUUUUUUCAGAUAACAGUAUUAUUAUAUAUGUAUUAAAUAUUUUUCUA